UGAGAAAUUGCAGUUGUUACAAGUCCUUAUGGGUUGCACAGCAGCCUUUUCCACGCCACUGAUCUUUCUGCUCUCUAAUCCCCAAAAGGGUGGAUUUUUUUUUUCUAAAGUUAAAAGCAAUGGCAGUUGUGAGUGAGCUCUCCCGACCACUUUAGUUCUCGUCCCGGAAUGUGUGCUUCGCCAGAUUUCUUCUGUUUUCUUUGUUUGCCUUGUGAGCCACGUCACUGAAGGGGGGAGAGACCUUAAAUUCCUGAGCCCUGAUCAAAUUUCCUGAGAAGCCUGUCUUCACAUUUUUCAUCCUUUAGCAGCUACAAGCAGUUCUCACUCUGCAUUGAGGGAUCGAGCUCUUCGCAAACAUGAUGUUAAAAAGUACGGCCGUUAUCCUUUUCCUGAUCUCCGUUAUUCACGCAGAGGAGGAGCUGAAAAGCAAGUCCAAAAUUUGUGCCAAUGUCUUCUGUGGAGCUGGCCGGGAGUGUGCUGUAACAGAGAAGGGUGAACCCACUUGUCUGUGUAUUGCGGAAUGCAAACCUCACAAGAGACCUGUAUGUGGCAGUAAUGGAAAGACGUAUCGCAACCACUGUGAACUGCAUCGUGAUGCCUGCUUGACAGGACUAAAAGUCCAGGUUGCACAUGAUGGACAUUGCGAAGAGAAGAAGUCAGACAAGGCAGCUGCAAGCCCAGUUGUGUGCUACCAGGCAGACCGUGAUGAGUUGCGUCACAGACUUAUCCAGUGGCUAGAGACAGAAAUCAUUCCAGAUGGAUGGUUUUCCAAGGGCAACAACUACACUGAAAUCUUGGAGAAAUAUUUUAUGAGCCACGACAAUGGAGAUGCCCGCCUGGAUUCCACAGAAUUCCUGAAGUUUGCUGAACAGAAUGAGACAGCUGUUAACUUUACAUCCUAUGCAGAUAAGGAAACCAACAGAUUGCUCAGGGGACUCUGUGUUGAUGCUCUUAUUGAACUGUCCGAUAGCGAUGCUGACUGGAAACUGAGUUUUUCUGAAUUCCUCAACUGCCUGAACCCUGCUUUUAACCCACCUGAGAAGAGAUGUGCUUUGGAAGGUGAGACUUAUGUGGAUGGAGCUGAAACUGAGAUGGAGUGCAACAGAUGUGUGUGUGCCUGUGGAAAUUGGGUCUGCACUGCAAUGUCCUGUAUUGAUGACAGUCAUUUGCAAAGUCCUGGACAGAGUAGAGGUUCUGCUACUGAAGAAAUGACUGAAGCAGAAUGGACCAAGUAUGUAGAAGAGCUCAAUAAACACCAGGAGACUGCUGAGAAAGUAAAGAAAGUACAUGUAAAAGAGAUUUGAACAGUCAAGUACUGAAAGGGGAACAUGUGAAGUUUAUUUUUGACCAACUUUUCCUCUUCAGUAAUGUACACUAGGGUUUUUUUUUUAUUUUACGUUUGCAGAAUUGCAGGUAUUUACUUUAUGUGGCUUUCAGAAAGAACUAGCAUUCCAUUUUGGGAACAACUCAGACAAUAGUUCAGCCCCUUGGAAGCUAAGUCUUGGGAGCAUGAAAUUUUCUUUUUUUUUUCAGAGGAGAUCACAUGCAAAUUGUUUUUAAUAAUGAGAGAUGAGAUGAAAUUAAACAUGCUUUGAUUGCCUGUUGUACUUUGUGUCAGGAGUUAGAAAAAAAAUCACUUUUUGAGUACUGGACACAUUUAAGCAGUUUAUGUUGUACCCGUUGCAAGAAUACACUCUUAAGCGUCCCUGUAAAUGCAGGGACGUCACCUCUGUGAAGGUAGAGUUGUUUUGAAUUUGCCAAGUUUUACUUAAAUCAAGUUCAUUAUGUCAUCCAGAAGUAUAUAUCCAUCUUCAAGUGCCCAUAUCUCUGUUAGACGGGACUGCUGAACUGCUAGAAAAGUUGUAGUGUUAUCUUCAUGUUGAAGGUUCUUAGAUGCAGCCAAGAUACCCAGGAUUUGUCUGUUCCAGUUCUAGUGUUAUUGAAGUGACUUCCUCAUGUUUCACAGAUACCCAGUGAGUACCUGUGGGAAGCAGGAACCUCGAACCACAGAUGAGCCAAAACAUAUUUAAGCCGUUCUAUUCAGAAAAGAAACAGAGGAGAUGUGUACUAAGCUGUUAAAAGUAAAUUCAAAAGGAAGGACAACUGUGAAACUUUUCAAUGAUGGUAGUCAAAGAAUUGUGGGGAUAUGGUGUAAGAUUAGAAAGACUAGUGAUGUAGACUAGUCCGAAUACAGUGUAUGACUAUUUUAGUUCUUCGGGUGCUCAUAAUUUACUAAACUGCCGGUUCCCUUUGUAUUUCAUCUCCGUAAUCUUUCCUUAGUAUAUCUUGCAAAGAAAUAUGAGUUAAAUAGGCAACUGAUCAUCCUUUCCCCUUAGUUUCCAUGUGGCAUGCUAUUGACAUUUCACAAAGGUGCUACACCGUUUUAUCAUUAUUUUAUUUUUUUAAUAGUGGUGCUUUUCAAUGUUUGUGUAGCUAUAGUAUGUUUUUAUUUAAAUGUGAAGUCUUUGUUUAAAAAAAAAAAAGUAAACUGUUACAGUACGAUGAGUGUUAUCAGCUGGUUUUAUGUGCUGGUAAGUGUAAUCCAAAUCACCUCUAAUAGGAAGGCCUAGGUGCUUCCUGUCAGAAGUAAGCUUAACAACAACUUGUACAAAGGAACUUCAGUAGAAAAGACAAAACAUUGUUCUUACAUGGAGGAAAGUAGCAAAAAUAUCCUUACAAAUGAUUUCACAUUAUUAGGUAUUAUGUGACAUUAAGUCUGAUGGCUGAACCGUGGUACUAUAAAGCAGACCAGGUAUUUGUCUUAAUACAAGCUUUCUUUGAUGGUGCCCUAUUAAAAACAAACAUUACAGCUUUGAAUGAGAAUCCUCAAUAUAUGUUUCUCCUUCUAAGCUGUGUUACUUGUUUUCUUAAUAUGUCAGUUCUAAAGAAAGUUUUAUUUAAAGUAUUUUUUUUCAAUUGUAUGCAUUUCAAAAAAAAAAAGAAAGAAAAGAAACCAGUUCUGACUAAUCUGUAACUCAGGUUGAUGAAUGCCUUCUUUUUAGGAAUUGUCUAGUACUGAAUACAGUAUCCAUUCCUAAGUGGAGUAGCAUAGGCUAUGUAUGCUACUGUGGUAGUGAAACUAAAAUUAAUGUGGUAUACUUAUCUCACAAAUGCAGGACUUGUUGCCCUGACACUGUGUGCUUGGCAGUUUUGCUACAUGUAUAAUAGCUGAAAGAGAAUGCAGGUGUUGCCACUUAAAGCAAUUUUUGAACUGCACUUGAAACUUCUGGAUGGCAAAUGUUAGAAGUUAGAAAUCCUUGCAAGGGCAAGUAUCUAUAUUGGCUAAGUUAUCCUUAUUUUUUUUUUUUCUUUAACGUCUUACCAUAAGAUAUAACACACUAUUCAUCAUAACUGCUCACUCUAGCUGAUUUAGGUAUUAUGCAUGGUUCAGGCAAUUCUAGACCAUUCUGCAAGCCAUAUAUGGAAUGUAAACCACAUUUGCAGUAUAUUUCUUCUUUGCCUCUUAUAAUGCUUCAGAUAUUUUAUCUGGGAAAAUUAUACCCAAAACCAAUUCACAGUUAACUAGGAUGCUAACUUUUUAUAUCCCUUGAAGAUGUGGUAACUCAUAAGGUUACUAAAUGUGCUUAUCUCCAGGAUGAGUGCCUUAUUAAAUGUGUGGAUGCCUUAAGAGUGAUGGGAGUGAGACUCAGUUUUUCAGUCACUGGAGAAAUCGCACACUGAUGUGAUAUAUCACUUUAGAAACACUAAACCAUUCUGCAAAAAUCUUUGUCAUUGAAGUUAGGCAGCUGUGUUCUUGUUCUGUGACAAUUACCAGAGGUGUAUACAUAAAUGUCAUCAUCAUCUUCGCCAAAAUGCAUGGAAGAUAUGUGACAGUUGAGCAAAAUGUAGGACACAUUAUUAGAUUUGAGACUGGAAAUGUAAAAGUACACAAAUAACUCAGAUAUACAUAUUUGUAAUGUCUGUGGACUUGCAUUGGGUUGAUGAGAUAAAUCAGAACUCUAACACAGGGUGAUCAAGCCAUAACCAUACUUAUAACUUGCAUGACCUGUAAGUAAAUAAUACCACAAGACCUCCAACAAAUAUUUUUGCAUAUAAAGUUCUACUUAUUCAGUACUUAUGAAAUAGAGAUCCAUGAAUAAAACCUUCCCAUUGUAGAAGUAAACAGCUCCUAAGGGAUAUUUUAGAUUUCUGGCAUAUUGAUGUUCAGAGAACCUCCUGAGCUUGCUUACUGUGUUAUUUUGCAGUAGGCUAGAAGGAUUAUAUCAUUAGUGGAAAAACUACUUGGAUAUAUUUUAAUACAACAGUGUAAUUUACUUCAUCUAGUUUGUAAAGGUUAUCUAUGAGCUUAUGUAAAUGCUGUGUUUACUUCAGCUAGAGGUUAUGCAUAGUUCACAGACAUGCAGGCAUUGCAGAUAUGUAUAUUCUUCAUUUUCAAAUAUAAGUAUAAUGUCUGCCAUUCUACAUUUUCCUAUCCAUACUACACAAAAAGUGGCUUGUAAAUAAAUUCAUAGAUGAAUAAACUAAUAUCUACCCACCUAAUUCAGGUUAUGUGAAUGUUUUCUAGUAGAAAAUACACAUUUGCAUUUACUAGUGAAAAUUAUGCUAAAUAUAUAAUUUCUGCAUUGUUGAGUCAUACAAAUAAAGUUGGCUAGCUACAGGACUACAGAACAUAAUAAUACAUUAUGGUGAAUUUUAAUGCUUCUGAGUACCAUUGGGCAGUGUGGAAAAUUGCUUCCUGUGGUACAGAAUUUUUUUGAGGACUACAGCCAGUGACAUAACUGUGACAUUUAAGAAGUACAAACAUAAUUUUUUUAUUGUUGCACAGAGCUUCAGGCAUUGGUUGGUAGGCAUAUGCUUUGGGAAUUCUGCACUUUGACAAAUGGGGUAAAUCAUAGUCUCACAAAUCCAUCUGAUGGACAAUUGUCCUUAAUAACAAGCAGCAAAGAUUUUGUCAUGUAUAAACGUAUACAGUAGUGCCACAGAAUAUAAUAUAACUAAUCAGUAACAGCUCUCAUAGGCGAAUGGAGUUAUUUUGAAGCAUGUUUACUGUAAUACUGCCUGCUGUUUAGCCAAUAACAUCCAAAAUGUAUAAUUUUAGUACUUGGCUGAGCAGGUGGUAUUUAUGUCUGAGUAAUCUUUAAAUGGUACCGGUGAUUAUCUGCCAUUAACCUAGCAUUUCAACUAAAUUUAACUUCAUGUAAAAACAUUGUUUAAAUUGGAGAAGAUGGUUGUUUAUUGACACAGACUGUUUGUGAUUGUUAAGUACAGAUUGAUUUUGCAUAUUCAGUAUGUACUUGAAAUCCUUCAAUAAGAAGAUGCAUUCUUUGAAUUUUAAUAAGUGUUUGAAACAUAUUUUACAGAAAGUUGCAUUUAUUGUGCAUUUUUAUAGGAUUUUUUUCAUUUAAAUACUGCAAAGGACCCCCCCCCCCCAUAUCCUGUGUAAUAACUAGCAGCAUUCAGUAGGUUUAUAUUGUGCAUUGUGUUAUACUUUGUACUUUCUGGUAUUUCAGCAAAUCUACUUAUUAAAAAAAACUGUUAAAAUUC
This is a messenger RNA of Protopterus annectens (West African lungfish), 5505 nucleotides long. It is a transcript of the gene FSTL1, whose product is annotated as follistatin like 1. Gene Ontology annotation, biological process: cell differentiation; multicellular organism development; regulation of BMP signaling pathway. Bases 357 to 1304 code for a protein of 315 amino acids. Lineage: Eukaryota; Metazoa; Chordata; Ceratodontiformes; Protopteridae. The record is from RefSeq and is a predicted model, not a curated record. Gene Ontology annotation, molecular function: protein binding. The transcript has 11 exons.